AUGUCACUCUCCUCGUGGAGGAAAUUUCCCUUUUUUGAUUGUGUGCCGAUUCAGGACCCUAAUUACGGCUCGAAGGAAGGAAAAGCCCUCUACUCAGAUUCCUCGGUAAGUGCUAUCUGCUCUACUCCGAAAUACCUUGUUUUAGCAUCCAAAGAUGCCCUCAUCAAAUUCGCCGACUCCUCAUUUCAAUUGGUUAAUAGCUUCACCGCUUAUGAUCCACUUUGGACCAUUACAAAGAUGUGUUAUAUCGAUGCCGGGAGCAGUAAUGCCCAAAUGUUAUGCUCUAUAGCCGAGACACAAGGUCAGCCUCUCACUUUAAAACUCUGGAACAUCAACACCUUGCUCAAUUCCGAUAAAACGAAACCAAUUGAUUACAAUUCCGACUAUUUGACGCUGUGUAAGGUCACAAAUGGAGUAAAUAACUAUCCAAUGACAUGUUUUGCCAGUUCUGCUGACUUCUCCGUCUUGGCAUUUGGCUUUGCCAACGGUACUGUCAUCCUUGUCAGAGGGGAUUUACUACAUGACCGUGGUUCCAGACAAAGAAUUGUGUAUGAGAGUGAAGAACCAGUUACUGGCGUCCAUUUUAGAGAUGAUACGCUUCUCUAUGUGACUACGAUAUCCAAGAUUAUCACUGUUCCAACGUCUGGAAGGAACAAAGGAAAGCCUGAGAAAGUGCUAGAGGAACAGCAAGGUGCAGAUAUUAACUGUAGUGAUCUUUUAAUAAAGGGUGGUUUUAAAACGCUUGUUGUGGCCCGACAAGAAUCUCUCCAGUUCUAUAAUUCAAGAGGAAGAACCAACAAUUUUCUUCUGGAGGUGUCUAAGAAGAGAUUACAUGCUUUUGGAGAUCGAUAUCUUCUUUUGGUGACAUCAACAGAUGCAUUAUUUGAUGGUUCUUCCACUUUCUCCACGUAUAGCAUGAUGGUGGUGGAUACUGUUGGCAAGUUCUUGGCUUUUAGUCGGACCAUAGCGAGCACUGCCAUUGAGGUGUUUUCUUUAUGGAACGAUCUAUACGUGUUUACAUCUGAUGGUGUUUUGUACCGGUUACACGAGAAGCCUAUAUUGGAAAAACUCGAUAUCUUAGUCCAAAGAGAUCUUUUCCCUACCGCCCUUAAACUGGCGGGAGAAGGCGAGAUAGACGACACAGUAGUAAUGAAGAUCCAGCAGCAAUAUGGUGACUAUUUAUAUGCAAGGGAUGAGUACGCAGAAGCUAUGGAACAUUAUGUGCAAUGCGUCAACUUGGGGAAGACCAGUGAGGUUAUUCAAAAGUAUAAGGAGAGCUCUAAAAUUCCUUAUUUGACGAAGUAUUUGUGCAAGCUCAUAGAUUUGGGUAAAUCCACUUCCGACCACGUGACGCUACUUUUCUCCUCCUAUUGCAAGCUGAAGCAGGAUGAUAUGAUUCGUAGUUUUGUUGAGAAUACAGACGUCAAUGAGGACUUUGAAGUUAUCAAUCCACAUAGGAGCUUUGACAUGAUGGCAGUCAUCAAUCUAUGCCGUCAAAGUAAGUACUACCAAUUGGCGGCUUUCAUUGCCAAGAAGUUUAAUUUACCCUCUGUUGUUGUGGAUAUACAGCUGAACGAUUUAAAAAGUCCCAAGAACACCAUGAAAUACAUCAAGGGGCUUGCCAUUGAUGAUCUCUUGCGUGUACUAUUGUCUAAUGUGAAAAGUUUGCUAGAUAAACUUCCCAAUGACACCACACAGCUUCUCAUCGAGGUAUUCACUGGCCUCUAUAAGCCUGAUCCUUCUUUUGAUAUCGAUCAAGUUUCCAUCUAUUCAGCGGGCAAUUCGUCAUCUAAAAGUUCUGAAUCUCCUAUUCUAAACUCCUACAGGCAGUUUGUUGCAUUUAUGAAUUCUGGUUCUAAAGAGGAUGGUAGUAAUUCAACUUUGCUUUCCCAAGACAAGCCUCCUACCUAUCUUCCUCCUCGUCCCAAAAUUAUCUUUCAGCACUUUGUCAACCAUCCUAACGAGUUGGUCAUCUUCUUGGAAGCAUGUAUUGAAAGUUAUGAGAAGUUUGGAGGUAACGAGAAAGAUAAGAAGGAUAUUAUGACGGCUUUAUACGAGAUGUAUCUUACACUUGCAUUGGACAGUCAAUCCCCAGACGAAAAAGAUCAGUGGGAAUCAAAGGCCAAAGGCUUAUUGAAGACCAUCCAAAACGAAAACGGUUGGACAUUGGAGGAAAAAACUGGAUUAUUAUUACUUUCUUCUGUGUCUGAAUUCAAUGAGGGUGAAAUUCUGAUACGAGAGGCUGCAGAUGAAUCUUCUGAGGGAUUUGGAUUGGACCUUUUCCGCUCGGCGGUCAUGUCGGAACAUUACAAUCAGUCAUACAAUAUUAUAGAGAGGUUUGGAGAAAAGGAACCUGAUUUAUACAGACUUGGAUUGUCAAUAUAUACGUCUGACGAAGUGGUCUACAAAACUAUCGGUGAAGAGAGAAUUAUAACGUUGAUAAAGAAGCUCGAAAGUGCAAAGCUUAUGACUCCUCUUGAGCUAAUCAAACAACUCAGCCUUAACAGUAACGGCUUUGUCAAAUUGGGACUUGUAAAGCAGUAUCUUCUCAGCUACAUCAAACGCCAGAAGCUGGAAAUCAAUAACAAUGCCAAGUUGAUUGAGUUUUAUAAGAAAGAUUCCAAAAAAAUAGAAAAGGAUGUGGACAACUUGAUCCAUAAGAAUCAGACUGUCAACCAAACGAAGUGUGCCAGUUGUGGUCAACCGUUGAGCUUCCCUAUAGUUCACUUUAAAUGCUCCCAUUCCUUCCAUGAGCACUGUCUCCUAACCUCAAAUGGCCAGCAGCAGGACGGAGUCGGAGACUCUAACUAUAUUGUCUGUCCGCGUUGCUCCUCGGAGCUUGAUGCAAUGACCGUCCUGAAGAAACAGCAAGAAGAGGUGGGAAAUAAUAACGAUUUAUUUAAAGCCAGCUUGGAGGGAAGCAGUGAUAGAUUUAAGGUAAUGAUGGGAUUCUUGGGCAGAGGAGCCAUGCAGCCCACCAGCAUUGUAUAUGAAGGCUCAGAACCAACCACUACUGAUUAA
Brettanomyces nanus is the source of this 3021-nucleotide messenger RNA. RefSeq lists its product as uncharacterized. Gene Ontology annotation, cellular component: HOPS complex; endosome. NCBI's taxonomy places the organism in Eukaryota, Fungi, Ascomycota, Pichiomycetes, Pichiales, Pichiaceae. Gene Ontology annotation, molecular function: protein-macromolecule adaptor activity; protein binding. Bases 1 to 3021 code for a protein of 1006 amino acids. Gene Ontology annotation, biological process: vesicle-mediated transport; endosome organization; intracellular protein transport. The record is from RefSeq and is a predicted model, not a curated record. The transcript has a single exon.